AUGGCGUUCACUAGCUUCGCUGGCAGAAGCUAUGAUAUUGUCUCCGAUGAAGUCAAACAAUCCGACAGUUUUGAUGAAAUCCCCAUGAUCGAUCUUACACUACCACAGGAACAAGUGGUUGAAAGUCUACGAGAUGCAUGCACUCGCGUCGGGUUCUUCUACAUCUCUAAUCACGGCAUACCGCAAGAAAUCAUUAAUCAAGUGUUCUCCACGGCUGAAGAGUUCUUUGGUUUAGACGACAAACUCAAACAACAAGCACACUUCAACAAUGGGACAGCUUUAUGCGGAUAUGAAGGCUUCCAAAACGUUCAUACAGACGACACGAAAAAGCCGGAUCUGAACGAAGCCUUCAGUUGGCGUUAUGCACCGGAUAUGGACUCCUUUAACGAAAACAUGACCACAACAACUACUGCAGCGGAAGAAGAGACGGCCAACAGUUUCCUGACAAGUGGUCAAAAUCUUUGGCCCAAUGUGAAACCGGAAAUGCGGCGUGAUAUAAGCCAAUAUUAUGCCCAUGUGAUGAAGCUGGCGAGAAAAUUGAUUCGCUUGUUCGCUCUAGUGCUGGAAUUGCCAGAGACAUAUUUUGAUGAGAUGAUGCAACAUCCCGGCUCAAUGGGCAAGAUCUUGCAUUAUCCACCGCAGCCAGCAAAAGGCCCCGAUCCCCCCUUUGGAAUAGGCGCGCACACUGAUAUUGAAUGCUUUACAAUUCUAUGCCAGGGAGGUGAUGUCCCGGCUUUGCAGGUUCUCAACCCGAAAGGUGAAUGGAUUUUAGCACCUCCCAUACGAGGUACCUUUGUUGUGAAUAUCGGCGAUAUGUUAGCACGGUGGUCCAAUGACAUGUUCCGCAGCACCAUUCAUCGUGUUUUGAAUAUCACUGGGCGAGAACGCUACUCAAUGCCUGUAUUCAUGGGACCCAGUUAUAAUACUGUCAUCAAGCCUCUGGAGACUUGUCUUGCCGAUGGUGCCAAAUAUGAUCCUAUUCCAGCAGGCCUUUAUGUUUGGAAACGGCUUGCUAUCAGCCGACUUGAUAAGGAUGAGUACGAGAGGCAACGCGUAACGAUGGAAAGCCAGCUGACAGCGCCAAUAAGUGUAUGA
Messenger RNA from Talaromyces marneffei, 1095 nucleotides. RefSeq lists its product as uncharacterized. Gene Ontology annotation, molecular function: dioxygenase activity. NCBI's taxonomy places the organism in Eukaryota, Fungi, Ascomycota, Eurotiomycetes, Eurotiales, Trichocomaceae. Bases 1 to 1095 code for a protein of 364 amino acids. The record is from RefSeq and is a predicted model, not a curated record. The transcript has a single exon.